AAAAAUGCCAGAGAGGGAAGAUGAUCAUCUGACUCCUGCAACUCGCUUACUUGAGAAAAGGCGAGAAAUGUCAGAGGUCGAACAGGCUUUAGCUGCACAGAAAGAGGAGUUCCAGAUGAAGAUGGAGAGUUUGCAGCAGCGAAGGGAGGAGCUAGAAAGGAAGGAGUACCAGUUAAAGGAAUCAUUACUCAAGUUUGAUAAAUUCCUCAAAGAAAAUGAUUCCAAGAGAGCAAGAGCAGUAAAGAAAGCCCUGGAUGAAAAGGACCUUAAGAAAACUAAAGACAAAGAAAUCGUGAGGCUUUUAGAGGAGAAAAAAGAGCUAGAGAAACAGCGAGAUAAAUUCCUGAAGAAACUGGACAAAAGAAGGGUGUUUAAUACAUUCCUGGAUCGCGUUUUAGAAUCUGCAGAGGAAUUUCAAGAAUCCAGGGACGUGAUAGCCAGAUAUGAAACAUUAGUAGCAACACAUAAAGAUUUAAUGGACAAAGCAAGUAGAUCUCAAGACUCAGUAGAUGGUCAUAGGGCUGAGCUGAUGAAGUUUACAGAAGAGAAAAACAACGAGAUUCUAAGCUACAAUAACCAGCUGGCCACACUGCAGACUCGCCUAGACACAGCCCAAGGAGAAGCAGUCAAAUGGGAAUCGGUUUGGACUCAUAUAAAGAACACAGCAGCAAAGAAAACAUUACUGCUCGGCAGAAUCAAAAUGGCAACGCACAACCUUUUCCAACUUGUUAAUAGACAUCAGAAGCAAUCAGGCUCCACAGACCUGACGGAGGAGCAGCUAAGUAAGAUUCAAACCUUUAUAAUGGACUUAACGCAGAUCACCACAGAAAUAAAACGAGCAGAAGCUGUUGGCACAUCUGUCGGGGCCACAUCGUCUUAGAUGUACCACUCCCUCCUAGUCUCAUUUUAAGAUUCACUCAUAGUAUUAUAGCUCCCCUCGCAUUAAACAUUUUACAUAUGAUGUGGUUUAAUAGUAUUUUUGUCAAUUUUGCCACAAUUUCGGAGAUUUAUUUUGUACAGUUCACCUGAUUGUAAAUAUAUUUCAAUCAUAUCAUAUCUUGUUGAAAAAAUAAAAUAAUUAUUAUUGUUAUCAUGAU
Molecule: messenger RNA, 1097 nt
Organism: Anneissia japonica
Lineage: Eukaryota; Metazoa; Echinodermata; Crinoidea; Comatulida; Comatulidae
Product: coiled-coil domain-containing protein 42 homolog
Source: RefSeq, a predicted model, not a curated record